Messenger RNA from Stylonychia lemnae, 2304 nucleotides. Lineage: Eukaryota; Ciliophora; Spirotrichea; Sporadotrichida; Oxytrichidae. The record is from the annotation of a GenBank genome assembly.
AUGGAAGCAGGCUACAGUUCACAAACAGUCUCAGAUUCUCCUUAAAGACCUAAACUUUAAAAUAAGACACCUACAAAUGUCCUAUUAACUAAUGAUACAUCCGAAAAUAGCUUUAGAUCCAUUAUAUCUAUUGAAGAAUUCAAUGUGUACGAGGAGAAAUAAGCAAUAAACUCGCCAAAGAGUCUCUAUGCUUUAACUACUAAUUCAAAUAGGCCCAUUUAAAGAUACGCUGAUAGGAACAAAUAACUUCCUAAGGAAGUAAUUAAGCUGAGAUUUGAAUUUUUUGAAAACAAGAGACUUGAGAUGAUCAAUUCUGUAAAAAAGGCUAGAUAAAAAAUAAUUGAAGAGCUUAAAUAAAACGGUUCUAACUAGAGUCAUAUUGAAUAAGCAGUUGCUCCCUUGUAGCCUAAAAUAUUUGGUAAUGCAGGUUUUAAUAUGAAACUAGGAAUAGCCCCAAAUAGAAGUCAAGCUGAUUUAAGUCAAAUGUCAGGUGGGUCUAGGAUGGGGUCAAGUGCCUAGAUUGACCAUGCAGUUCAAAGAGAUAGAGAGUUAUUCCAAAAGUAAAUGGAAAUUUGCGAGAGGACUAGAUAAAAAGAAGCUAAGAUGUUUCGGGACUAAAUUAAAAGCAGAUAAAUUCAAAUAAGACUGAAAGGAGAUCAAGAGAAGAAAUAUAGAGAUGAGAUAGAGAGGGCAAAAAUACUGACAGAAAUAGAGAAAAAAGAGAAGUAGUACCAGUGGAAAUCAUUUAUAAAAAGACUGCAAAAGAGAAAAGAAGAGGAGAAAUUAGCUGAAUAUAAGAAGUAGCUACGAAAAGAAUUGAUGCAAGAAAGAGAUAAAUUGAGAUAAGAAAAGUUCAUUAUUUGUCAAGAGAGAAAUGAGCAAAUAAUGGAAAUGAACAGAAGUAGGAUAAUUUUCGUGCAUGAAAAGCACGAGAAGAUGCUGUAAAACCUUGAGGAAAAAAAGAGAGUGUUUUAAUUAACAGCUCGAGAAAAAAAAUAAGAGAAGGAGUAAUUUAAACAGAAAGUUUUUGAAAAUUUGCAAAAGCAAGAAUAGGAGAAGGAAAAAGGCUGGUUUUUAAAGUAAAUUGAGGAAAAGGAAAAAGAGAUGAGAAUUAAAAGGGACAAGGAAAGGCUUAUCAAAGAAUAGAUAUUGAGGGCUUAACAGCAAGAUAGAAAAAUCAAAGAGGCAUUAGUGUUAUCUGAGAGGAAGGAUAAUGAGAGAAAGGAAAAUUUACUGUAUAAAUAGAGCGAAGCAAGUAUGAGAUUGGAGAGGUAAAGAUCUCGUUAAAGAUUCUAGGAACAGCUUAAAAAGGAAAUGUUUAAUCUCAAAAAUAUGAGCAAAGACUUUAAUCGUUAAAGAGCAUCACGUAGACAUGAAUUCAAAAAAGAGCAAUUAGUUUCCAAGCUUGAUUAAGAUCAAAGCAGAUACAGUGCUCUUGUGGACGAGAGAAAUUACUUGAAAGAGGUAAGAAUCAAGACUCUCAUUGAAAGUGAAAUUCAAAGAGAAAAUAUAAAGAAUGCCUUAUACCAGAUGUCAGUAUGGAACACCUUUGAUCCAAAGAUUAUAUUCCAUAUUAUGGGAAAGGAAAGAUAUUACGAAGGCUAAGGCAUUGGAGGAGGAGAUCUUACGAUUGAAGAGUUAGUCAGAAAAACAGCUGUCAGCUAGUAAAGACAGAGAAAAGUAAACAGACAUCUAUUCUCCAGUAGUUUAGGAUUUCAAUCGAUGGGAGGUGCUACUUAGCCAAGCACUAGUGUUCCACUAACAGAAAGAGGGAAUUACUUUAAGGUAUCGAGCUCUACAAAUCUUUUCGGUUUUGUCAGUCCCCCUAAGACAAAUCUAGGUCACUAUGAAAAUCAAAGCGCAGAGGACAUAUCUUUAGCAGGUGGAAAUGAAGAUACUCCUUAACUAUAUUAAAAAGGUGCUCUUGAAAGAGAAUAGCAUUCACUAAGAAAUUAAUCAAGUGAGUAAAUUGACCAUUUAUAGGGCUCCACUUUUAUGAGACAUUCUCACGCUAAUUCAGUUGCAGAGAAUGAGAGAUAACAAAAUUCUUAUUAAAAUAAUCUUGAUGAUAGCCACUCAGGACUUACUUAUGAUGUAAAAAUACCUAAAAACAAAAAGAAACCUAAAUAAAUAGUUUAAUAGUAAACUUUCGCUCAACGCAAUGAUCAACAAGAAAUUGAAUAGGAUUAGGAUAUAGUGUAAAAAGAUGAAUAAGAAAAGUAAUAAUAAAUGCAAGAAAAAUAUGAUUAAAUCGAAUAUCUGAACCAUCAUUUUCCUACUGAAGAAUAAACGACAAAAGAUUGA